AUCGGGGAGAUCAGAUGAGUCCAGUUUCCAGGAUCCAGAAGAUGAUGAUGUGGUUCGGCUCCAACAUCCGGAACGCUGCCGGGAUGGACACGUCCAACAGGAAAGUCCUGGUUCUGGUGCUGAUGCUGCUGCUGUCCCAGCUGACCUGCGACGCUCACAGCGUGUCCGAGUGCUGCAGGCAGCCCAGUCGCUCGUGUCGCCUCUACGUUCUGCUGUGUCGCUCCGGAACCAAAGGCCUCGGUGGAACCCUGAGCGGAGACGCCUCGGCCGGGAUCCUGACUCUGGGCAAACGGGCCGAGGACGAGCACCGGCUGCAGAACCGCCUCCACCAGCUGCUGCAGGUCUCCAGGAACCAGGCGGCAGGGAUCCUCACCAUGGGGAAAAGAACCGAGGACUGGGUGGAACGGACCAGAACCAGCGUCACCACGCCUUUACCUGUGUGAAAGCAAGUUUACUGGGACUUCAAAUUGAGAUUUGAGUUGAGAAAUCACACCGUUAUUGCAAAAAAUGUACAAUUUUUACUCAUGUAGAAACAAUUUUAGUGAUUUUCUUUGAACUGUGAGUGUGAGAACCUGAAGAAGACUCUGUACAUAAAUGUAAAUGGAUUUGUGAUGUAAUAAAAAAGCUUUAAGA
Messenger RNA from Stegastes partitus (bicolor damselfish), 633 nucleotides. It is a transcript of the gene hcrt, whose product is annotated as hypocretin (orexin) neuropeptide precursor. Gene Ontology annotation, molecular function: type 1 orexin receptor binding; neuropeptide hormone activity; type 2 orexin receptor binding. Lineage: Eukaryota; Metazoa; Chordata; Actinopteri; Pomacentridae. The transcript has 2 exons. The coding region runs from base 15 to 443 and encodes 142 amino acids. The record is from RefSeq and is a predicted model, not a curated record. Gene Ontology annotation, cellular component: perinuclear region of cytoplasm. Gene Ontology annotation, biological process: sleep; positive regulation of transmission of nerve impulse; neuropeptide signaling pathway.